Biomphalaria glabrata is the source of this 5243-nucleotide messenger RNA. Its product is annotated as protein unc-119 homolog B-A-like. Gene Ontology annotation, cellular component: cilium. The transcript is spliced from 5 exons. Gene Ontology annotation, biological process: nervous system development; lipoprotein transport; cilium assembly. Gene Ontology annotation, molecular function: lipid binding. The record is from RefSeq and is a predicted model, not a curated record. Lineage: Eukaryota; Metazoa; Mollusca; Gastropoda; Planorbidae. Bases 210 to 893 code for a protein of 227 amino acids.
GUCCCAAAAUUCCUAUCGUCAACGCCGCCAUGAUUGACGCUUUGACAGGUGACAAAGGUAUUCACGAAGUGUAAACAAAGACGAAUGAUGUUGCAUUAAUUCCUUACACAUAAGACGGGUAUCGUUUUCUUGUUUAUGUGUUCAUUUUUAAUACGUGUGUAAAUCUAGUUUUCCUAUCUAGGCAUAAACAGUUGAUUUAAUUCCGUAAAAUGAGCUCUGAAGCUAAAACUUCAUCGAAGAAAAAAGAAGGAUUUCUCAGAAGACAAGCAAAAUCGAAAUGCGAUCCAAUAACUGAAGAGGAGUUGCUAAAGAAAGAUGUUGUGACACCUGACGAUGUGCUUAGACUUAGUAAAUGCACUGACAAGUAUUUAUGCCCACCUGAAGCCAAUAUUUAUGGAAUAGAUUUCACAAGAUUCAAAUUAAGGGAUAUUGACUCUAAUCAAGUUCUUUUUGAAGUUGCAAAACCUGCUCCAAAUUAUGAAAAUGAAGAAGAAGAAGAGGAAAAGCUACCAGAGCCUGAUGAGGAUCCCAAUUCUGGAAGAUUUGUUCGUUAUCAGUUCACUCCACAAUUUUUAAAGUUGAAAACUGUUGGCGCCACAGUUGAGUUUGUUGUUGGAGAGAAACCAGUGAAUAAAUUCCGAAUGAUUGAGAAACAUUAUUUCAGGGAUAGAGUUCUUAAGUGCUUUGACUUCGAAUUUGGAUUUUGUAUCCCUCAUAGUCGUAAUACUGUAGAGCAUAUAUAUGAAUUUCCAAAACUUGGAGAUGAAACCAUCCAAGACAUGGUUAGGCACCCUUAUGAAACAAGAUCGGAUAGUUUUUACUUUGUAGAGGACAGGCUCAUCAUGCACAAUAAAGCUGAUUAUGCUUACAAUGGAGGAACUGCAACGUCUUAGUUGGCACACACACACACAGACAUAUUUUGUGAUGACGGAAGCUGACAUGCCUGAUAGGAAAAAUAAGAACACUGUAAAUGUUAUGUGGUUUUUUCUUUGUUUUUUUUUUUUUUUUAAUUCAUUCAGCUCAUUGACACUUUUGAGGUGACCCAUCUUCUUUGUGCCAUAAUUUGAGACAUCCAUUGUUGGUGAAUAGAAUGUGUUUUGUGGUCAGAAUGGUCGAUGAGUUAGAUUUACAGCGUAAGCUGUGCUUUACACAAAAUGUUUAUUGGCAUUCAUUGAAGCCCAGCAUAUUUUAUGCACCAAAAAAAUGCUUCUGUUCAGCUAAACUUUUAUUUUAUCAUUGCACCGUCCAAUUAUAAUUUUUUUCUAGUGUUGAAGCCAAAUAUUUUCCUGACUAAAGAUCUUUGCAAAGAACUACUUUUAGAAAGAAAUCUGUAUUAUUGCGAUAUAUUACUUUUGAGUAAUACUUAAGUUGAAAGUAUUUAAAAAAAAAAGGGUUGAUAUAAUAAUGUGUACCUGAGUAAUAUUUUUGUUUAUUUAAGAAACUAAAAUGAAUGAAAGUUAUUUAUUUAGUAAUGUGUAUUGGUCAAGUGCUUCAAUUUACUCGUUCCCAAUGGCUUACCAAGAUAUUUCCCAUGAACUUAAUGUCUCAGAUGAUUUUAUUGCAUCCUCCAAGAGUUAAUGAAAUUUAAAAUUGUCUUUAUAAAUAGUUGUAAAGAUUUUAUUUUUUUUUGUCUUUGUUCCACGUCAUUCACAUACAGCAUGUGCCCACACAGACACACACACACAUCGCCAUGUUGUUAAUAUAUGUAUGAAAGACAAGUGACAUGUUACACGUGCCUAAAUGUCUUUUUAUUUUGUCUUGCUCAAUGACAUGCUUGUUAUCAUCCUGCUCUUGAUAAUAUUUGUCACGUUCGACCAGAAGUCCUGGUUUUUUUAACCAUCUGUGUUGUCAGGGUUUUUUGUUUUUUUUUAAAUGUUAAACUGUAUGUACUCCAAGCAUCUCAGAAUAACGAGCUCAAGUUGUUUUUUUUUUUUAAAUUAGAAAGUUGUUUUUGAGAAAUUACACUCCUUGCUACCAAACCUAGUGGUCAUUAAAGUAUUUGACUUUUGGAUUGACCUUUUUUUUUUUUUUUUUUUUUUUUUUUUUAUGGAUAGUCACUAGCAAAAGAUGUAUGACAAUAAAGGAAACUUAAUAUAAUAUGGAGUGAAUUUAGUAUUGUUUAAGAAAAGGAGUUUUAACUUCUGCUCAGGAUUGACUUGUUCAGUUUUGUAUUUGUUCUUUUCUUUUCUUUUUAUUUGUUCCUUUAAUAAGCUGUACAUUGGUUUGUUUCCCACACGUUAUCAGCGUCCAGCUUGUUGAAUAUCUCACAGCCUGGACCUCAUGCAUUUGGUUUUGUACAUUCCAAACUUUUGUUCAUUUUCUUUUUUUUUUUUUUUUUUUAUGAACUUCUGUUUUGCCCACUUUCUUUCCUUUUUUCUUUUGUAUUAGAUAAAUAGAUUUGCUAAAUCUUAGGAAGAGGUGAAAGAAAUAUGUUUAAAUUCACUGAUUUAUCUGAAUAAAUGUGACAGCUGGGUUAAAAUCAAUUAAUGUGUUACACACUCUCAUUGUAACUGGAUUUGAAUCUCAACUUUUCUUUUGUUUGUUUUUAAUUUGUACAUCUUUAGUUGAAAUACGUCUAAUGUAAUCUAAUUUAAUAUAAAUGAUAGUGAUCUAAAGUUAGUAAUAUGUACUAUCUGUAUCUAUCACAGAAGAAUAAAAGGAAAAAUGUUCAAUAUGGUUGCAACAAUUGGUUAAAAACAAAAGUACAUUGUAGUGACUAAAAAAAAAGAGGGGGGGAAGUGAAAAUAAGAAUACUCAAAGAUAGUGGUAAGAGAAAUUUUAUAGCAUAUUCCAGUUAUGCAAAAAAAGAUAACAGAUUAAAUAAAUAUUCAUUUCGCUUAUCAUAAAUCUAAAUUCCAACUUUUUAUCAUUACAGUGACCAUUAUAAAAUUGUGUGUGUGUAGUUGGUCAAUAUGUUGUCCAAGCCCAGUGAGCUAAUUGGGAGAUAAAAACAUGAUAUAGACAGCACAAAGAGGCUCAUCUCUCUAUUAGAGCACUAUUGUUUGAUAGCAAUACCAAAAUAUGAAAAACUUAAUGCCAUUGAUUAAAAUGAUCUUUUUUCUUUGGGGGGGGGGGGGGUAUUGUAGGCUGUUAAGAAUUUUUAUUUUGAUAAGCCACAACAGAGAUUCAUUACUAAAACAGAAAUUUGACACAUUACUCCUUUGUUUGUUUUUCAACUUAGGUAAGGUCCCCAUAGUGCUUUGGCUUGCAAAUAAUUAAGCUUCAAAGCUUAAGUAAUGCAAAUACAAAAAUGAUAUAAAAUCAGUUUCUGUUGUUUUAAAUUAAAUUAAAAAACAAUAACAAUUUGAUAUAUAUAUAUAUAUAUAUAUACUUUUUUUUUUCAAAAAUAUCUAUAAAUGCAUCAUUAGGAAUCAUUGAUUGUUUUCAAUUCAACCAUCUGCAAUUAAAAUCCUGUCAUGUUUUAUUCACUAUGGUGGAGUAUUUUUUCAUUAGACUACUACAUUAUUGACAUUUGGCUUAUGCUCAUGUGAAUUAGCUAUAUGUGUAGUUUGACUGUGAAGUGGCUGGCUUGAAGGAUUAUUUACUUUUUUAUUUAUUUUCUGUCAAAUGAAGCUAUAAGUCACACUGAGAAUUUCAGUUGCACAAUGUGAUCUCAAAUGGCCUAUUCUGAAUCAGAUGUAUUCACUUGCUAUGUAAGUAACUUUCCAUAUCAAUGGAGCAACUUUAACUAGAGUUAUAUCUAGAUUGAUUGUAUCCAUAGCCACUAAUUCUGACUUGUAAACAUUAUGUAAGCUUUGGAAAAAUCAGCUGACAAAAAAUGCAUUCAACAUAGAUCAAACUUUUACUUCUUCAUAUAGUUCCCCUUUCAGACCUUACGAUCUGUGGGGAAGAUGAUGUUAAGGUCAUCUGUUUCUUUGGCCAACUGUUAACGAGUCAGAUGUCAUGUGGCCAUCACGACGACCGCUUUCCCCAACUGGAAGUCAGGUACCCAUUAGAGUUGGGUGGACUCAAGGGCGCCCUAAAAAUCCCAAAAUUCAAAAUCAAGUCUUCGCUGAGAUUUAAACUCAGGACACCCCCAGGUUCGGAAGCCAAGCGCUUAACCACAUAUAGAAUAGCUCAUGUUAGACUCAGGCAGGGCUAUGCAUUUAUAGUUUUACAAUUAAUUUUAUUAAAUGUUUCAUCAAAUUUUUUUAUUUUGUUAAAAAUGUUAAAAGACUAAGAGGUAUAAAACCUUGUAUGUUUGAAGGACAAUCAUUAGUCCCACCUGCCUAUUGUAGCCAAAGAUCAUAACUUACAUUUAUAAAGUUUGGGUUCUUUUUUUUCUAUGUUGUGCUGACAAACUACUAAUUGUAUAAUGAAGAAAAUGUUUGCUAUGUGGAGUCUGACAUUUUACUUUUAAAAGUCUUUGUGUUUGACAAAGUUGAUGCAUAAUUCAGAUAUUAGCAUUGAAGAAACAAAAUGGCAGAUUAUACAGGUUGAAAGUGAAUUGAUCCAACUCAGCCAUUAAGAAGCAUCUCACUCUGUCAUUUUAGCUUUAUGAAAUAAAAGGCAGAACAAAAAACAUUUUGUAUCGAGUUAAAGAACAUGUUUAGAUAUAUUUUUUUUAAGGUUAUUUUUAGUUCAAUAUUACAAUUCCUUUUGUUAACUUGCAAACUCUUUGGUGACACAACUUGGGUGGGUGGACAUAGAUCUCGAAAACGACUCUAACAAUUUUCCUAGAAAUUUGACAGUACACAUUUUGGGGGAAAAUUUACUAGCUAAUUGGUCACACAGAGAAAACUCAAAAUAUAAUCUUCUGCCUGAUGUGGAAACCACUGCAGGGUUCAUCUCAGAUAUAGGAUUACUGGUAUGAAUUCUCCUACAUGAAAAAUGAGAACAAAAAAGGUCAGGAACUCCUCUAUAUGUUGAACAGGGGAAAGUCCCCAAUAUAUUCAGCAAAGAGUUAAAUAAACAAUAUUUUGUGCACAAUCUUAUGUAGAAAUCAUUAGGUGGCCUGCUAGAAUGAAUUUGUGACAAAUACAAUUUAUUAAUACACAAUAUCAAUAUUGUAUUUAGUAUUCCAGUCUAGAAUACUGUCUUUUUAUAUUUUUUUUUUUCUAGUUAUCAUUUCUAUCAAAAAACUAGAAUUUUCUAUACUUUGAGUAAAUGUAUACUUUUGCGUAACCAAGAUUUUUUUGCAAGAGGGGAGGGAUCUAACUAUUGUUCAUUUGUUAUUAAGAGUUAAAGUAAUCGAUCUUAAAGAAGUCAUAAGCCAGCUUCACUAAAGAGGAAUUGUCUUUUUU